Messenger RNA from Microstroma glucosiphilum, 2546 nucleotides. RefSeq lists its product as hypothetical. Gene Ontology annotation, molecular function: ATP hydrolysis activity; ABC-type transporter activity; long-chain fatty acid transmembrane transporter activity. NCBI's taxonomy places the organism in Eukaryota, Fungi, Basidiomycota, Exobasidiomycetes, Microstromatales, Microstromataceae. The transcript has a single exon. Gene Ontology annotation, cellular component: peroxisomal membrane. The record is from RefSeq and is a predicted model, not a curated record. Gene Ontology annotation, biological process: fatty acid beta-oxidation; peroxisome organization; long-chain fatty acid import into peroxisome. The coding region runs from base 146 to 2455 and encodes 769 amino acids.
CACGCAGCCAACGAUUGCAUCCUGUACAGACGUCCACAAACCCAUACACUCACUCACGUACUCGCCUUUGCCGCCAUCGCAUUGCGCUAAACCAUCACACUCCCUGAGCUCGCCGUUGCAUCUCACUCCCACGUAGAGAGACAAGAUGGCAAUCCAGUCGCGGCUGGAGCAGUUCCAAGACCUGCGGGAUGAGCUGCAACAAAAGGCUCUCAUCACCGGUCUCAAGGCAGCCUCCGGCUAUCGCAAGAACUACGCUCUGAUCCAGCGGAUCUUGCAAUUGUCCUACUUCUCCUUCAUCAUCGCUUCCACCUAUAGGGGUCUCAACCCCAAGCCAAAGGGAAAGAAGAAGCAGGUUGAUAAGACGCAGACGGCCGCGGCAGGAGAGGCCUUGCAGCGCUCUACUGCCAGUGGGGAGAAGGGAGAUCGGGAUGUGGAAAAGGUCAAGGAAGUGACUCAAACUGCUGAUGCCCCCGAGGUGGACAUGUCCGGAUCCAGUCGUGGCAAGAAGGGCCGCAAGGGCAAGGGGCCAAGAGUGGAAGUCGACGCAAAGUUCUUUGAGCAGCUCAAGAGGAUACUAAGGAUCAUCAUCCCAUCCUACAAGAGCAAGGAGGCGCUUCUCCUCAUGGGCCACUCCGUCUUCCUCGUCCUCAGAACAAUGCUCUCACUCUAUGUCGCCGACCUCGACGGUCGCAUCGUCUCCGCUCUCGUUCGAGCACAGACGAAGCAGUUCCUCGGCGGCAUCCUCUGGUGGAUGGCCGUAGCUGUGCCGGCCACGUACUGCAACGCGAUGAUCGAGUUCCUACAGAGCAAGCUGGCCCUCUCUUACCGUACUCGUCUCACACAAAAGGUCCACGAAGCCUAUCUCUCAGACGACACAUACUACCAGCUUGGCAACCUCGACGAUCGGAUCAGGAACGCUGAUCAGCUCAUCACAGUGGACAUUCAGAAGUUCAGUACUGCCCUCGCUGCCCUCUACUCUAACAUCGCCAAGCCCAUCCUCGACGUCUCAUUGUACAACUAUCAGUUGUCGCAAAAUGUAGGAGCAGAGGGUCUGAUCAUCAUCAACAUUCUCGUGCAAGGCUCCGCCGCAUUGUUGCGUGCGGCAACCCCACCUUUCGGCUCGUAUGCUGCAACGGCGCAGAAGCUAGAGGGAGAGUUUAGGUGGGCACACAGCAGGCUCAUCGAGAACAACGAAGAGGUGGCUCUAUACAACGGUCAGAAGAUCGAGAAGAAUUCGAUAGAAAGGUCCUACUUUAGCUUGAUCAAACACAUCAACCGCAUCUCUAAGAUCAGGAUCGUGCACGGAAUGAUCGAAGAGGGAAUCAUCAAGUGGCUCUGGGGUUCCCUAGGUCUCGUCAUCUGCUCCAUUCCCGUCUUUGUCAAGCUGCCCGGUAUUGGAGGACUUGCCGCAGACAUGGGCUCGCGUACAGAAGCAUUCGUGACCAAUCGUCGUCUAUUGCUGUCCUCCUCGGACGCAUUUGGCCGCAUCGUCUCGUCUUACAAGGAGCUGUCGGAGAUGGCAGGAUAUACCGCCCGAGUCUCGUCCCUGCUGGAUACGAUGCAGGAGGUCAAAGCUUCGCGUUUCGAAAAGAAGCUCGUCUCCAGUGCUGGUACAGAGGAGAAUGCCGCUGUGCUCCGAGGAAGGGGAAAGACGGAAGAGUCUUCCGACAUCAUCUUCGAAGACGUGCCCAUUGUCAGCCCUAAUGGCGACGUCCUGGUCAAGAAGAUGAGCUUCACUGUCAAGCCAGGACAACAUCUGCUCAUCAUUGGUCCGAACGGAUGCGGUAAGAGCUCCCUUUUCCGUAUCCUGGGAGGACUGUGGCCUGUGUACGGAGGUAUCGUCAAGAAGCCCAAGGGAUCCGACUUCGCUUACAUCCCACAACGGCCGUACCUCUCCCUCGGUACCCUUCGGGACCAGAUCAUCUACCCCCACACCGUGUCGGAGAUGCGCGCUAGGGGCAAGACGGACGAGGAUCUCCUCAAGGUCAUGUCAGUCGUUCAGAUCGAUCGCAUCGUCGAGCGCGAGGGUGGAUGGGAGGUGCAGCGUGAGUGGCGUGACGCCCUCAGUGGAGGUGACAAGCAACGUAUCGCCAUGGCUCGUCUGUUCUACCACCAGCCCCGCUAUGCCAUUCUCGACGAGUGCACAUCCGCCGUCACUUCAGAGAUUGAGCAGAUCAUGUACAAUCACGCUACCGAACUAGGCAUCACACUCCUGAGUGUCUCCCAUCGCCCCUCGAUUCACAAGUACCACCAGAAUGUCCUUCAAUUCGAUGGACAAGGUGGUUAUACCUUUUCUAAGCUGGACACGGAGCGGACCGAGAAGAGGCAGGCGCUACAGGAGGAGAAGGAAUUGCUGGAACAAAAGUUGGCAAGCGUGCCUGUUUGGAAGGAGAGGUUGGCGGGAUUGGAGGAGGCGGCAAGGUCUAGACCUGCUUCACCUGUUGCUUUUAGGUGAUGUUGAGAGGAAGAGGGGAGGAGCUGUAAGGUUUAUAUAUAAAACGUACUGUUACUGUAGAUUUGUACGCGCAAUACCAAUUGCUCGGACC